CCCAAUGAAAAUGGUGGGAUACUCUACUCAGCAUUACUCAGCAUUUUGCAAGCUAAAACCUCAUUCUCUCUGUUAGUUCAUAGGGGACUAACUUUUUUUUUCAGAAACACAGAGAUUGGGAGAUAACAAGCUGCAGCUUGACAGUAGCUAUUAGUCGUUAUAUCUUUCCGCUCAAUGGUUGAGUUUUCUUGAAACUUUAAAACUUCUUGGAAAGCAAUCAAUCGAAGGAUGAAGUUCAUGAAUGAUCAUAACAUCAAUGCAGCUGCUAAUAACGCUCACCUGUUAGGCUUCUCUCUCUUACCCGCCAUGAAAAUGGAAGCUAACAACCCCAGCCCCCCUUCUUCCGAAUCUGAAGCUUCUUCAUUGGCUACAAGCUUCUACCCUUCUCCUUCUCCACUCCACACUGCUACUUCAGGCAGUCUCUGUUUCUCUCUUUCUGAAACUGGUGGGUUCCAUUCACCUUUGUCCGCCAUGCCUCUCAAAUCCGACUCCUCUCUUUGUAUCAUGGAAGCUCUCUCCAGAUCUCAAACACAUUGUAUGGUGCCUAGUUCCAGUCCCAAGCUAGAGGACUUCUUGGGCGGUGCAACAAUGGCUGAUAAUCAAUACGAGAGGGAAACCAGUGGUCUUAGUUUGGACAGCGUAUACUAUCACCAACAAGAAGAAGCUGAUAGGCAAAGGACUGCAAGCUUCCAUUUACACCCACAAAACCACCAUUCUAAUUACUACUAUAGCCCGCAAAGUCAUCAAAUGUCAGGAAAUGAGCUGAAAAACUGGGUUUCUGUGGGGCAAUUUGGGCAAGAGGCCCCACACAUUUCUUCUGGUGGUGGGGUUGGGGGUAUGAUGGGGUUUAAUGAUUUUCAGCCUUUGAGCCUUUCAAUGAGUCCUGGUUCACAGUCCAGCUGUGUUACUGCUACUAGGCAAAUCUCUCCCAAUGAUUUUGAAUAUGUGGCCAUGGAGAGCAACAAGAGGGCCUAUGAGGAAGUCACACCCAAACAGCCCAUUCACAGGAAAUCCAUAGACACCUUUGGUCAAAGAACCUCUCAGUACAGAGGUGUAACAAGACAUAGGUGGACAGGGAGGUAUGAGGCACACCUAUGGGACAACAGUUGCAAGAAAGAAGGGCAGACUAGGAAAGGAAGGCAAGUGUAUUUGGGAGGGUAUGAUAUGGAAGACAAAGCUGCAAGGGCGUAUGAUCUUGCUGCUCUCAAGUAUUGGGGGCCUUCUACACACACUAACUUUUCGCUGGAAAACUACCACAAAGAGCUUGAAGAAAUGAAGAACAUGACUCGCCAGGAAUAUGUUGCCCACCUGAGAAGAAAAAGUAGUGGAUUCUCUCGGGGUGCUUCAAUAUAUAGAGGAGUUACAAGGCAUCAUCAACAUGGACGUUGGCAAGCUCGAAUAGGCAGAGUUGCAGGGAAUAAGGACCUUUAUCUGGGGACAUUCAGCACCCAGGAAGAAGCUGCUGAAGCAUAUGAUAUAGCAGCAAUCAAAUUCCGCGGUGUUAGUGCUGUCACAAACUUUGACAUGUCGAGAUACGACAUACAAAAAAUCCUGGCCAGCAAUUCUCUACCAAAUGCGGAAUUAGCAAGGCGCAAAAAAGACCUCAACCCCAUUGAGUGUGACAUGUCAGCUCAAGAGCAAAAAAGGAUAGAAUGUGUUCAGCUUGGACAUGGUGGUGGUGGGAGAGUGGCUUUGUAUAACCAUAAGCAGAAGGAACAAAAUGAGGAGAAGAGUCAUUGCUUGUCCAUGGCUAUGCAAAAUUCGAUUGGGAUGGAUGAAACAAACAAGCAGAUGGUGAUGAUGAUGAUGAUGAUGAGUAGGCAGCAACAGUUAUCCAACGCUUCCUCAUCUGCGGUGACCAGUCUGAGCAGCUCAAGAGAAGAUAGUCCAGCUUCAAAGCCUGAGACACAGGAAACCCAAUUCUUGAUUCCCACAACCAAUGUAAAUGCCGCCUACGUUUCGUCUCCUCAGCUGAGGGCUAUCCCACCUUCUAUGGCUAACUUCCCUCUGUUUACAGCUUGGAAUGAAAAUCAGCAGUGAUCACAGUGACCAAGCUGUGUACAACUAACUCUUAAUGUUCAGCUUUGGUCAUACUGUGAUCAAGAUUUUGCAAAAAAUAUAUGGAGAAGAUGGGGUUUUGAAGAUCAUGUUGUAUGGCACUUGGAUAAUUUGAAAUGAAACAUAAUAUGGUUAUAUGGAUGUGACCCCAUUGAUGAAAUGAUGAUCAUUGCUUUUUUCCUGCAUUUUUCUAGUUUCUC
Molecule: messenger RNA, 2258 nt
Organism: Cuscuta europaea
Lineage: Eukaryota; Viridiplantae; Streptophyta; Magnoliopsida; Solanales; Convolvulaceae
Source: the annotation of a GenBank genome assembly